CGAUUUUACCCUUCACACUUAUUACUUAGUACCACUUUUAAAAUCUAUAACUAGCGUUAAACCUCAACGUAAAUACCAUAUUACUUUAACGGCUUCUUCAGUGACAAUGCAUUAUAGGACUUAAAUCAGCAAUAACUCCAAUAAAAUGCCCGAUGAAGUGGAAUUGGAUACCGAAAUUAUGCGAACGCUUAAUCGGCUGCGAAUGACGGGAAAGUACUGCGAUGUCGUCUUGGCCACCGAAGAUGGAGGAAUGUUCCGCGUUCAUAAGGCCGCCAUGUGUUGGUGCAGCUCAUACUUCAGAACCGUCUUCACAACAUCACUGGCAGACCUAACUAGUGGAGACAAAUCCAAAACUAGAAAUUUCAUCCUUAUACCUAACGUUUCGGCUUCGAUAUUAGAAACUAUUAUACACUAUGCAUACAGUGGGAAGACAUUGGUUAAUGAAGAUAAUGUAAAUGAACUUCUACCUGCGGCAGAUCAAUUCGAUGUGGAAGGCAUGGUGGACUAUUGCACGAAGUUCUUGCUGAAGAGCUUGUCAGCAGAGAAUUGCUUAGGAAUAUGGAGAUUUGGCAAAGAUUAUUUCAUAAAGUCUUUAGAACAAGAAGCGUUCAGAUUUGUUUUGAACCACUUUCCUGCUGUAGUUGAAACAAGCGAAGAAUUUUUCGAGUUGUCAGACUCCUCUUUGAAAUGCAUCUUAAAAGAAGAUACACUAAAUACGAAGAAAGAACUGCCCGUAUGGAAAUCAAUUCGGAGAUGGUGCGAUUAUAAGUUAACAGAGCGUUUGCCUUACAUUCCUACUCUCUUACAAUGCGUAAGACUGGCUGUAAUGCCCAUUAAGGAUUUUCAAGAAGUAAUAGAUGAUGAUAAAGUUAAAAACUACGAAUGCGGAGUUUUCACCUCUUUGGUCGCCAAAUAUAUAUUGGGAAAAGAAAUUAAGUUUCUAAGUGCUUCAGAAUUCCAGAAAGUGGAACCGCUGUUUAUUCCCAGACUCCCUCACGACGUCCUCUUUUGUCUGGGAGGAUGGAGUUUGAGUGGGCCAACUAACUUGCUGGAAGUGUACGACUGCCGCAUCGAUAACUGGAAACUUGUUGAACUAGAACAUUCUAUUUGGCCUCGCGUCUAUCACAAAUGCAUAUCUUAUGCGCAUUACAUUUAUGUGCUUGGAGGGAGUGAAGGAUUUUCUUGUUUGAAUACCUGUUUGCGUUUCGACACUCUAGCAAAGAAAUUUGAAGAAGUAUCUCCAAUGCAUGAACGAAGGUGUUAUCUAAGCGCAGUCCUUUUAUCUGACAAGAUAUAUGCAAUUGGAGGAUACAAUGGAGAUGACAGGCUAGGAACAGUAGAGGAGUACAACAUCCAACUUAAUCAGUGGCGUUAUGUUGCACCUAUGUAUGUAAAACGAAGCGAUGCCAGUGCGUGCUCGCUGAGACAACGCAUCAUCGUUGUAGGUGGAUUCAAUGGCGUGGAUCCUCUGAGGUCGGUGGAGGUCUACUAUUCAGUUUUCAACCAGUGGUACUUACUGCAGGAGAUGAACACUUGUCGUUCUGGGGUAGGUAGCGUAAUACUCGGCAACUGUAUUUACGCCAUCGGAGGUUUUGACGGCAAUCAAAGAGAGCGAUCUGUGGAAAAAUAUGACUUCGAGAAUAAACAGUGGUCUGCGAUUAAGCCCAUGUCAAGACCAAGGAGCAACUUUGCAGUGGAGGUUCUAGAAGGUAAAAUAUAUGUGAUAGGUGGUUACGACGAUGUUGCCGAGUUGCCGACUCAAGAAUGUGAAUGCUUCGACCCGUCCAUUCAACGAUGGCAGAGGACUGCUCCUUUAAGUAUCGGACGAUCUGGAUUGAGUGUCUGCAUCCAAUCCGGACUAAGGAACAUUGAAGAUUACAUUGUGGAUAAAAUAACCCGUUGCCGCUUAAAGGAUCCUAUAAUAAUCAACCAUGAAAAAGAAUAGUUUUCAUUAUUACAAAAAAAAAAAAAAAAAUUAAAUAAAGUACCUGUAAAUGACA
Messenger RNA from Stegodyphus dumicola, 2000 nucleotides. Its product is annotated as kelch-like protein 10. Gene Ontology annotation, molecular function: protein binding. Lineage: Eukaryota; Metazoa; Arthropoda; Arachnida; Araneae; Eresidae. The record is from RefSeq and is a predicted model, not a curated record.